UGUGUGCACUGCUUCUGAUCAGAUACACAUGAGCUUAGGUCCAGCAGAUUAACUUUCCCCUAUCAGUGUCUGCUGCUGACUUGUCACAGUUUGUGAGAAGGUGCUUAAUCACUUUAGUCGUUUAGUGAGCAUUUAGACAUGGCAUCCAAAUUACUCUGCUUUGGACUGGUGACAUUGCUGCUGGCUUAUUACAUCUAUCAACCCCUUCCAGACAACGUAGAGGAGAAAUGGAAAAUCUUAUUGUUGAGUGCAACAUUCAGGACUCUUGGUCAUGUGGCUUAUUAUGCUGAUUUACUUGGACUGAAACAUUUCAUGGAAGUUAUGAUGUUUCUAACAUUCAUGGAGAAUGUAGAGCCAAUAUCUGACGAGAAUAUGACCAUCACUGACACCACGUUGAAUAACAUUCCAGUUCGGUUAUACAUUCCAACAAAGUCAUCAGACAAACUAAAGAGAGGGGUUAUCUAUAUUCAUGGUGGGGGGUGGUGCGCUGGCAGUGCAGCCAUGAAACCAUAUGAUCUCCUGUCAAAACAGACUGCACAGAAGCUCGGUGCUCUCGUUGUUUCAAUAGAAUAUCGUUUAGCCCCUAAAGUAAAUUUCCCAACUCAAUUUGAUGAUGUAUAUGCUGCAGUAAAAUACCUCCUAGAUGAAAGCACUCUUCAAAAAUAUUCUGUGGAUCCCAACCGUGUGGCCAUAUCAGGUGACAGUGCUGGAGGAAACUUGGCCGCUGCUGUAAUGCAACAGCAAUUACAUGAUCCUGAAAUAAAAGUUAAACUAAAGAUGCAAGCGUUAAUAUACCCAGUUAUGCAGGAUAUCGACUUUAACACUCCAUCAUAUCAAGAAAAUGCCAACAUGCCCAUACUACCGAGGUCUCUGAUGGUUCGUUUCUGGAGUGAAUACAUGACUACUGAUAAAACUUUGUAUGAAGCAAUGAUGGCAAACAGACAUAUACCACGUGACAAAGCAGAUUUAUUUAAGUUUGUUGACUGGAGUACCUUAUUGCCUGAAAACCUGAGAAAGAAGUAUGUUUACUCACCUCAAUAUGGAACCCCUGAAUUGGUAAAAAAAUAUCCUGGAAUUUUGGAUGCAAGAGCUUCUCCACUGCUGGUUGAAGAUAAAAUGUUGCAAGGUUUACCAUUAACCUAUGUAAUUACAUGUAUGUAUGAUGUCCUCAGAGAUGAUGGUAUUAUGUAUGUCUCAAGACUUAGACAAGCCGGGGUGGAGGUCGUACAUGAUCACUAUGACAGUACAUUCCAUGGCAUACUUAUAAUAAGCAUCUGGCCAUUAGAAAUGAAUUUAGCCCAUCAAAUAACACUAAGAUACCUAAACUUUCUCAAUGACAAUUUAUGAAGACAUUUCAUUUAUAUAGAUGGCCAGUGUUGUAAAAUUAAAUUGGUUGUACUUAUGAUAUAAUUUUCACGACCAUGAGUCAUCACCCAAACCCAGAAUGUAACGUCUGUCAUAGAAUUUUGCUGGAAAAAAAGAUAUUGUAUAAGGUGUGUUUUAAGCUAGUAUACAAAGGACUCACUUGCAUGGAGGUGGAGGCAGGUUUUUUUUUUCUGUCAUGGUUUAUUUACUCUUCUGUUUGUUCUGCUUUUUUUUUU
Pelobates fuscus (common spadefoot toad) is the source of this 1601-nucleotide messenger RNA. RefSeq names its product arylacetamide deacetylase (gene AADAC). Lineage: Eukaryota; Metazoa; Chordata; Amphibia; Anura; Pelobatidae. Gene Ontology annotation, cellular component: membrane. The coding region runs from base 139 to 1347 and encodes 402 amino acids. The record is from RefSeq and is a predicted model, not a curated record. Gene Ontology annotation, molecular function: carboxylic ester hydrolase activity. The transcript has 5 exons.